UAGCUUUCAAAAAUGCCAAGAGCGAAAGGAACAGCUCCAAGUGCUUAUAUCUUUUAAAAGUACCUUGCCAAAAGUCUCGCGAUGAAUUUUACAGGUUGAACUGAGAGUUGGUUACCGUAGUAACGCAAAUAACGCCCACAGCGACGUUUAUUUAUGUGAUAAUUUAACUAGCGAGUUAGCUGUAUUUCGACGUCAAGACACGACAAUGUCUAGAAAGAGACAAAAAGAGAAAGCAGACAAGGCACCGGUUGAUGACGAGGCCUCAAAAAAUGCAGGACCGACUCCAAAUGAAAAAAUGCCUGCUCAGACCUUUGAUGAAUAUCAGUGCUCAGGCAAUGUGAAGAUUGACUUCCCUGGGCUUUGUGCUCUUCUAAAGAUGAAGAAUAUCCCAACUGUCAGUGCCAAGCAACCAGCCACCACUGAAACUGAAGGAGGGGGUAGAGAAGCUGAGGCAAAAAAAAAGUGGAGUAAUUUGAGGGACAGGCUACGCAAAGAGAUGAGACUACAAACAAUCUCAAAAAGUGGAGCAACAGCUGGUUACAGGAGCUCCCUGUCAAACCUUAGAGCACCUAAGCCAUGCCUCCAAGUGGAGCUGGAGAAUGAAGACCCCCACAGUGCCAAGAAGCUGAAGGUUUCUGGAUGGAAGGUAAAUGAGCAGAUUGCCAGAGUGCUACAGAAGAUGCUUCUUUCCUUGAGCAAGCUACAGAGCCUUCAGUUUUGGCAGGCAAGACUGACAGAUCAAAUGGUAAUCUCCCUUAUGAACACAAUAUCACAGUGCUCCAACCUCAGAGCUGUGACGUUGGAGGGGAACCCUCUUCCAGAGCGGAGCUACCACCUUCUUCUCUCUGAAGACAGCGCCCUCACUCACUUGUCCCUGCGAAAUAACCGGAUAGGAGACGAGGAUGCUCGUCUAAUCGGCUUGGCUCUCUCAACAACCAGAUCUGCAAACAAGAACCUCUUGUCACUCAACCUGGCAUUCAAUUCUAUCGGUGAUGCAGGUGCUACACAUAUUGCACAGGGCCUGCGGUUAAACCGUGCUUUGCUCUUUCUCUCACUGUCCAACAAUCAGAUUGGAGACUCAGGAGCUGCUCAUCUGGCUGCGAUACUUGGUGAGUUUGCUCUCACUCAUGAAGAAGUUGUGGAAAGGAGGAAGAUGCUUCUGGAAAGAAGUCAGUGUUCAUCUUUUAGGGUUGAUUCUGACCAACCUGCUGAUCCCUCAGUCGUCAGCAGCACUACACUGAGCAUCAGCAAAUACAAAAAAAAGGACACAACCAAAAAAGACGAGAAACCAGCUGCCCACAAAGAGAACCCAAAGUCUAACAAGAAAUCUUCUGAUAAUAAGGUGUCUCAAAGCAAAGGUAGCAAGCAGGGCGGCAAAGAGAAACAACUAUCUGCACAGGAGGAUAAAUCAAGUACUGACCUGAAUGAGGGAGAGUCGUUGGAGAAAGCGAGCCCCCUGCUGGACCAGUCAGUUCAGCACAGAGACGGUGACCUAGUUCUGCCUGGGAACAGAACUCUCACCUCACUCAACCUGGCAGGAAACAGAAUUACAGAGAAGUCACUGCCCCUGUUCCUGACAUCACUAGAGAUGCAGGGUGAGGGAGGAGGCCUGCUGCGUCUCUGUCUGCAGAGAAACCGCUUCCCGCCAGACUGUGAGUGUUAUGUGAAGAUAAAGCAACUGAUGGCACUCACAGAUCCACUAGAAUAAAACAGCUCUGAACAGACAGAAGAGGAGGAGAAGUAAUCUGAUACUACAGACUUAACUGUAUACUUAUCGUUUGGUAUAUUACAAUAAAAAUAUGUUGUCCUC
Messenger RNA from Etheostoma cragini (Arkansas darter), 1810 nucleotides. RefSeq names its product leucine rich repeat containing 71 (gene lrrc71). The coding region runs from base 206 to 1708 and encodes 500 amino acids. The record is from RefSeq and is a predicted model, not a curated record. Gene Ontology annotation, molecular function: protein binding. The transcript is spliced from 18 exons. Lineage: Eukaryota; Metazoa; Chordata; Actinopteri; Perciformes; Percidae.